AUGGCUAUAUGCAAGCUAUAUUUGAGAUGCCAGCCUAGGAAUGUUUCGUUUUGGAAUGAAGGUCGUGCUCCAAUCACUGUCACAAUCGCGAUCACAAACCAACCUAAGGAACCUAAGGAUUUCCCACCUGCCACUGACCAUGGAAAUAGCCCCAAGGAGCAGGCUUCUUGGUGCAGGAAGCCUGGCACAGCGACAUUCUGCUCCUCUAGGUGCCGUCCUAGAGCCGGUGGACAACAGCAGAUAACCAGCAAACGAUCGCAUGCACUUGAAAUGGAAGAGCUGGGGAGCGGCAAGGUUAGGCUCUUCCAGAUGACAUGGGAUGAGGCAUUUGAGAGUAACUGCCCUCAACUUUUUGAUAUGUGGUUCUUGCAGUGUUCAGUAUUGGGCGUGCAUGCAACAUUCUCGCAGUAA
Molecule: messenger RNA, 411 nt
Organism: Aspergillus nidulans FGSC A4
Lineage: Eukaryota; Fungi; Ascomycota; Eurotiomycetes; Eurotiales; Aspergillaceae
Exons: 2
Coding region: 1-411 (136 amino acids)
Source: RefSeq, a predicted model, not a curated record